Closterium sp. NIES-67 is the source of this 8669-nucleotide messenger RNA. The record is from the annotation of a GenBank genome assembly. NCBI's taxonomy places the organism in Eukaryota, Viridiplantae, Streptophyta, Zygnematophyceae, Desmidiales, Closteriaceae.
UUUUGGAAAAUAGAAGCUCAACAUGUGUGAGACGGCCAGAGGGAUUGUGCGCUGAUUAGGCUUUCCCACGAAGGAAAAGUGCGCUCCCGUUGCGUGUUUUUCGAAGGUGAUAUAAGCGACCUUUCGGUGUUCGCAUUACUAUGUCUUCUCCGCGUCGCCACGCGAAGUCGCAGCUCCGUCAACAGCUCGCUCGCAGCUCGCCGCCUUCACCACCGUCCUCGCCGGAUCUGAUCGCUCGUCGCAUUUCGAGCUCCCCGUCCCCCGCCGCUCCGCGUUCCAGUGCUUCGCGAGGCACUGCGCCCCGCCUUGCCUUUUUUUUGCUCCUUGAAGCGAGAUCUGAUCGACCGCCUGCAUCAUCAUUUAGAUCCUUCUAGAUCGUUCGUCAGUCGUCUACAUUAGGGCUUUAGUGGCAUUGUUUAUCGCAAAUGGAUCCACCUGGGGCGGGCCCACCUGGAAUAUCUGAACCACCUGACGGACCACCUGGAUUGUCUCCUGGACCACCAGGGCCACGUGGCCCUCCUGAACACAUGCUACUUGGGCUCGGGCCGCGUGGACCUCCUGGGCAUGGCUCUUCCGGAUUUGCGCCACGUGGACCUUCUGGAACUAUGCCACCGGGCAUGCCGUUUCCACGUGGAAUGAACUCACCUGGGCCACGUUUCCCCGGUCCUUCUCAUCCCCCCCGUCCGCCGCAUUCUCCGCUUGGCGGAUACCCCUUUUCUCCGCCACCAUCCGCGCAUGGCGCUAAUCCAAGAGCCCCUCCGCCCUUCGGGGGAGGUCCGCCCCAUAACCCACAGGCGGGCUUUCCGCCAGGUAUGCCAGGGGGAGGGGAGCCGCCGUGGGGAGGACACCCUGGCGGGGGUUAUUACGGGGCGAACCCUCCUGUGGGAGGAGCGCCUGGGGGAGGUCCAGGCGGGGGAGGGCCGUCACUGCCAGGGCCGCCGGCAGGGCAAGCGGCCGGACAUGGAUAUGGGCAUGGCGGUUUCCAGGGGGCACAGCAGCAGCCGCCGCAGCAGCAACAACAGUACCAGCAGCAGCAGUAUCAGCAGGCACAUCAGCAGCAGGGGCCGCAUUUCCCGCAGCAGUUCCAGCAGCCGCAGCAGCAUCCGCCGCCGCAGCAGCAGCAGGUGGCUGCACGGCCGCCGCCAGGCGUGUGGCAUGUGACGGCAGUGACGGACGGCUCGGCGCCGCCAGCGGCAGGGAUGCAGCCACAGGGGCAGGGACCGCCGGGGCCUCAGCCCUUUCACGGACACUCCAUGCCUCAUGGGCCGCCGCACCCACCACUCCCUGGCUCCGCCCCUCAGCACCAGCAGCAGCAGCAGCAGCCGCAGCAGCAGCCGCAGCAGCAGCCGCAGCAGCAGCCGCAGCAGCAGCAGUACCAGCGCCAGCAGCAGGAGGGGGCGCAUUUCCCGCAGCAGUUCCAGCAGCCGCCUGCUCCCGCUGCGCCUCCUCCUCCAUUUGCGCCGCCUGCUCCUUUCGGCGCUCCACCACCUCCGGUUCCUCCCCAGCCCGCGUUUCAGCUCGCGGGAGCACCGCCUCCGCUCACUCCUGGCCCCCCGCCCCCGCUGCUUCCCGCCGCAGCAGGCGCUGUGGGAGGCUUAGCCGGGGAGGUUCAAGGCGGCAUGCCGCCAGCACUAGCAGCAGCAGCAGCAGCAUCGGAGGCCCAGCCAGUAGCCACGGCAGCAGCAGGCGCUCCCUCCCCUGCUGCUGCUGCUGCCCCUGUCGCCGCUCCUGGCGCACCUGCCGCUGCUCCCGCCCCUCCUGACGCGCCUGCGACAGCUGCCGCCGCUGCUACAGCCGCUGCCGCUGCCGCUGCUGCGCCUGCGCCUGCUACAGCCCCCCCCACCCCUCCCACCGCCAUCAGCUUAAAGGCCAACCCCCCGCUCGCCCCGCAGCCCCCCCUUCCCCCCGCGUGGCUGCAGGCGGCCGCCGCCAUGGCGGCUGAAGCGGCCAAGGGGGAGGAGGGGAAGGGGAAGGAGGGGGGGGAGAAGGAGAAGGAGGAAGCGGCGGAUUCGGGCGUGGAGGCGUGGACGGCGCACAAGUCGGAGGAGGGCGUGGUGUACUACUACAACACGGUCACCGGCAAGUCCACGUACCACAAGCCGCCCGGCUUCAAGCUGCAGGAGGACAAGGUGGAGAAGCAGCCCACUCCCGUGGCAUGGGAGCGCGUGCCGGGCAGCGACUGGGCGCUGGUGUCGACGAGCGAUGGGAAGAAGUACUUCUACAACACCGCCACGCAGGACACGAGCUGGCAGGUGCCAGCGGAGGUGCUUGAAGCGCGGAGGAGGCACGAGGCGGAGGAGGAGGAGCGCGCGCGGGCGGCCAGCAAGCUGUCCUUCUCGCUGGGGGGGAGGGGGGGCACGGCGCCAGGCAAGGCAGGCGGAGCAGCCUCAGGGAAGGCGACCGCGCUGGAAGUGGUCAAGAAGAAGCUGCAGGAUUCCGACAAAGAGGCUAAGGCUGGCUUGCCAGCACCUGCCGCUGCUGGUGCUGCUGCUGCUGGUGGUGCUGCUGCUGUGGUUGGUCCGAAACUUGGUGCUGCUGAGACGACUAAGGCUGAGAAGAUUGGUGAAGGGGCGAAAGGGGAGGAGGGGAAGGAAGGCAACGGAGUCAACGGGGUCAAGGAGGGCGAGCAGGGCGAAGAGGACGGGGGAGGGGAGGAGGGAGGAGGUGAAGGGUCGGGGGGCAAGGGAGGCGGGGAGAAGGAUGGUGGGGAGGUGCCGUUGGAGGAGCUGAGUAUGGAAGAGAGGGCCGUGAAGUUCCGAGAGCUGCUGAAGGAAAAGGGCGUGGCGCCGUUCUCCAAGUGGGACAAGGAGCUGCCCAAGCUUAUCUUCGACCCGCGCUACAAGGCCAUCCCCACCAUCCCCGAGCGCCGCGUCAUCUUUGAGGAGUUUGUGCGCACGCGCGCCACCGCGGAGCGCAAGGAGAAGCGGUCGGCGCACAAAGCAGCGGUGGAGGCGUUCAAGGCGCUGCUGGACGACAUGGAGGAGGGCGGGGACCUCGCACACGACUCCACUGUAGCCACGCUGCUGGAGCACAGCAAGUGGGGCUCGGACCCGCGCCUGCGCUCCGCUGCUCUUGAGGACAAGGACCGACUCUCGCUCCUCAACGAACGGCUGGUGCCGCUGAGGCAGGAGGAGGAGGAGCGGCAGCAGCAGUGCAAGGAGGCGGCGGAGGAGGCGUUUGUGGAGAUGCUAAAGGAGUACCGCCGCAAGCGCUACAUCACGCUCUCCUCCCGCUGGUCCAAGCUGCGUGAGGAGCUGAAGGAGGACGAGCGGUACAGUGCGGUGCCGCACUGGGAGGACCGCGAGCGGCUGUUUGACGGCUUCAUGGACGCGCUGCAGAGGGAGGAGGAGGAGAAGGAGCGGGACGCCAGGAAGCGGUGGGAGGAGGAGGAACGAAAGCGCGAGCAGGAGAGGGAGGAGAAGCGGCGGCGACAGCGGGAGGAGGAGAAGAAGGAGAGGGAGCGGGCGCGGGUGCGUAGGAGAGAAGCCAAGGAGGACUUCGAGGACCUGCUGAGGCGCGAGAUACAGACGCCCAAUAUCUCGUGGAUCGACGCGCGGGAGAAGCUGGAGGAGGACGAGGCGUCGUGCUAUUGGAACAAGGAGCUCACCAGCCGCGACCGCCAGGACCUCUUUUACGAGCACAUGGCGCGCCUCAUCAAGCGCGUGCAGCGGGAAUUCCGCGAGCUGUUAGAGGAGGAGCUAUCGGUGGCCGCCAUCUCCGAGGCCCGCGAGGACGGGCUGCGACUCGCCUCGGCGUGGGCCGAUGCAAAGAGCGUGCUUCGGCACCAGGACCGGUACCGCGACCUGGUUCGGCACGAGCGGGAGGAGCUGUGGCGGGAGCACGUGCGGAGCAUUGAGGGCGAGCUUCGGGAGGCCGGGGUGAUCGAUGAUGAUGGGAAGGAGGAGGAGAAGGAGCGGGGGAGGGACGACGGUGAGGUGAAGGUGAAGGUGAGAGAGGAGGAGGAGAAGGGAGAGAAGGGCGAGAGAGAGAGCGAGUUGGGAGGAGAUAUUAGAGGCACGGGAGAGGACGAGGAGGAGCAUGGCGUGGAGGCCGGCACGGGAGGGCAGGCAGGGGGGGGUCGCGAGGGGGAUGUGGAGGGAGAACGGGGAGAGAAGGGAGGAGAGGAGCAAGGCGGCGAUGGGUGGUCGAGUGAUGGCGCAGAGAAGAGAAGGGAGGGGCGCGGGAAGGAAGAGAGCGCAGAGGAUGAGGUGGAAGGAGGGGAUGUGGGGAAGGGCGGGGGAGAAGGUGUGGCGCUGAGUGGUGGGGGUGUGGAUGGGCAGGGCGCAGAGGCGGAUGUUUUGAGCAGGGAGGAAGAGAAGGACGAGGCGGACGAGGAAGAAAGGAGGCGAGGGAAGGCGGAGGAGAGGAGAGGGAAAAGGAAGGGCGGUGGCGAUGGGGAGGAGGUGGACGAGUGCAGGAGGAGAGAGAAACGGGAGGAGAGGGGGGAGCGGAAGGGGAGUGAAGAUGAGGAAGAAAAGGAGGAGGAUGAGGAGGAGAGGGAUACGCGGCACAAGCACAGACACAGACACAGGGAGAGCCGAGAGGAAAGGCACAAGGAAAAGGAAAGGGAGAAGGAGAGGGAGAAGGAGAGGGAGAAGGAGAGGGAGAAGGAGAAGGAGAAGGAGAAGGAGAAACGGAGGGAUGAAAGGGAUGAGAAACGGCGGCAGCGGAGGCGGGAGGCGAGUGAGGAGCGUGGAGAAGAGGAGGACGAGGAGGCGAGGGAUGGGGGCGAGAAGAGGCAAGAGAGAGAGAAAAGCGAGAGGCGGCACAGGCAUGAGCACAAGCACAAGCAUAAGAGCCAGGGGCGUGAUAGGGAGGACGAGGAUGAGGAGGAAGAGGAGCGCAAAGAGAUGGGCAGAAAGGAGAGGAAGGAGGGAGGAAAGGACAGGGAGAAGAGAACGGAGAGCAGGAGGGGUGGUGCGACAGGGAAGGGGGAGCAGGAGGACGAAGGCUCAGAGGAGAACAGGGGUGAGAGGGAGAAGAGGAGCGACGGCGGGAGAAAGCGAGGUGCUGAUGGGGAGAGGGAGGAAGGGGAGGGGAAGAAGGCGCACCGGAAGGAUGGGGAGAGAAGGGAGGAGAAAGAGGAGAGGGGAGGUAGGGGGAGAGAGGUGAGGAAGGAGGAAGAGAGGGAGGAGAGAGGGAAGAGAAAGGAGAGAGAUGAGAGGAAGGAGAGAGAAAAGGGGGAGGAAAGGGAGGAGAGGAAGCAAAGGAAAGGAUACAAGAGGAGGGAGAAAGGCAAGGAGGACCGCCGGGCGAGGGAUGGGAGGCACGGGAAAACUAGGGAUGGGGGGAAGAGUGAAGAGGAAGAGGAGAGGGGGAAGAGAAACGACGACGAUGAGAAGUGGGAGGAGAAGCACAGAGACGACUCGAAAAGGGAGGGCCGUGGUAGAGGAAAGAGAGAAAAGGUUGACUCGGAUAGCGACGAUGGUGAUGAUGAGGUGGUGGAGAGAGAGAGGAGAACAGGAGGAGAGGAAACGAAGAGGAAGGAUGAAAGGAGGGGCGAGAAAGGAGGAGGUGAGAGAGAUGACUCUGACACUGCGGACAAGAAGAGAGAGAGGAGGGAAGACAGGAGCACGGCUUACAAUGGCUGUAAACCAGAGAGCGACGGGGACAGUGAUGGUGGGGAGGAGAGGGGGAGUAAGGGGGGGAGGAGGGACAGGGAGGAGGAUAGCGGGAACGCGAAGCACAGGGACAAAGUCAGGGGCGGCAGGGACGGUGGUAGGAAGAAGGAGGAUUGGAAUAAGGAGAAGCGGAAGGAGAAGGCAAGAGAGAGUUUCUCAGAUGAUGAUGACAGUGAGAGAGGCGAGAGAGGCGAGAGAGGCGAGAGAGGCGAGAGAGGCGAGAGAGGCGAGAGAGGCGAGAGAGGCGAGAGAGGCGAGAGUAGAGAGGAGAAGGGAGUUGAGGAAAAGAAAGAGCUGGAGACUCCAGAGAAGAAAGGGGCGAGGGGGAGGGGAAGGGAGGAGAGUGGGAGGGAUGGGAAGAGGAAGAGAAGGGAGGGACGGUGGGACUGUGAAGAGGAGGAAAGUGAUGGCGGUGAGAGGGGUGGGGGGGGCAGGAAGAGGGGAGAAGGCAGAGUGAGGGAGGGUCAGGAUGCAGAUGAGGCGAGGAGGAAGGAGAGGAGGGGCAGCAAGCAUGAGAGAGGGAGGAAGGAUAGGGAAGGUCGGGGCGAUGAGGACGGGGAGCGGGCGAGAGGGAAUGCGGAAAAAAAGGGACGGAAGAGAGAGAGGGGUCGCAGUGAGUCGGACGACAGUGAUGGAGAGAGGAGGAAGGGCAGGAGGGAAGAGGCGAUGAAGGAGAGGGAGAAGCCGAAGGGGAGAGAGAAGACUGAGGGACGAGAGGAGGAAGAAAAGGAGGUGAAAGGAAAGGCUGUGGCACAGCGCUAUGGGCCCGACACCCCUGAGAGCUCUCGUGAGGUUGAAGAGAGCGAUAGGGAGGGGAGGAGGAGAGAUGGGAAGCGAGGGAAGAGAGAAAGGAGCCCAAGCGUUGAGAGGAACAGCGAGUCAGAGGGGGGGGGUGAGGUGGGAGGAAAGAAGGAGGGGAGGAGGGGGAAGAAGGGGAAGGUGAAGGAGGAACUAGAGGAGCGAAUCACUCCAAAGAAGAGAAUGGCGAGUGAGAGUCGGAGCGGGAGCGAGGAGAGCGGGAGAGAGCAGAAGGACAGAAGGGGAGGGAGCAGGGAGGAGAGGAAGCAGAGGGAGGAGGCUUCAGACGAGAGCAGCAGUGGGGAGGAAGAGGGGAGGAGGGUGGGGAGGAGAAGGAGUGACAAAAGGGUGGUGGAGAGGGAGAGAGGUGGCAGGAAGCAGGAGAGGGAUAGGAAGGGGGGUAGACAUGGGAAGGGGGGAGGUGACAGGAGCAGGAGCAGCAGUAGGGGCAGAGGCAGGAGCAGGAGCAGGAGCAGGAGUAAGAGCAGCGAGAGAAGAAGCAGGGGGGUGAGAGAUAGCCGAGGCGAAGAGGAUAAUAGUGGCCUGGAGAAAGGCUCGAAGAAAGCAGAGGGAAGGCAGGAGGAUAGGGGGAGUGCAAUGAAGAGAAAGCCGGGCAGCCAGUCUAGUGAGAAGGCAAAGCACAAGGUGAGGGAGGCGAGCGCAAGUGAGAGGAGUGGGAGUGAGAGGAGUGGAAGGGCAGAGAGUGAGAAAGACCAAAGCACUGACGAGGAUGAGGGGAGGGAGGGCAGCAGGAGCUCUAGGAAAAGGGGGAGCAGUGGGAGGAAGGAGAAGCAGUCGCCUUCCAAGAAUGGGCGGGAGAGAGCUGAUAGGGAAGGCAGUGUGAGCAGCAGCGAUGGGAGGAGGGGCGGUGGGAAGGCCAGGUAUCGGGAAAGGAGCAGUGGUAGGGCCAGUGCUGGAGGGCGGGAGGAGGAGAGGGGCAAGGAGGGGAGGAAGGGGAGUGAGAGUGAGAGUGGGGAUGGGGAUAGGGUGGCGGAUACGCACAGGCAUGGUGGGAGCAAGAGCAAGAGGGGGAGUAAUGAGAGUGAUAGCGACUCGGAGAGGGGAAGUGGAGGAACAGAGGGGGGGGACAGGAGGAACCGAGGAGGGAAGGGGAGGCAUGCAGAGAGGGGGAGAGACGCGAAAACUAGUGGGAGGGGCAAGAAGGCCGUGGAGAGUGGGAGUGAGAGUGAGCAGCGUAGUGCGAGUGAGAGUGGGAGUGAUUGAGAGACAGUGAGAAUGUGAGUGGGAAGGGGGGAGCGAGUGGUGUUGUUGGCAGCAGGGUGGGAGUUGGUAGUGAAAGCGAGAGUUGGUGGUGAAAGUAGGAGUUAUUGUUCUUGAAGGUAGUGGAGGCAGGGGGGUGCAGCUGUAGCCUCCGGCCUUGUGGCUGGUGCAACAGUUGUAGCCUCCGGCCUUGUGGCUGGUGCAACAGUUGUAGCCUCCGGCCUUGUGGCUGGUGCAACAGUUGUAGCCUCCGGCCUUGUGGCUGGUGCAACAGUUGUAGCCUCCGGCCUUGUGGCUGGUGCAACAGUUGUAGCCUCCGGCCUUGUGGCUGGUGCAACAGUUGUAGCCUCCGGCCUUGUGGCUGGUGCAACAGUUGUAGCCUCCGGCCUUGUGGCUGGUGCAACAGUUGUAGCCUCCGGCCUUGUGGCUGGUGCAACAGUUGUAGCCUCCGGCCUUGUGGCUGGUGCAACAGUUGUAGCCCCUCAGACUGUUGCAGCUGCAGCAGGAGCAGCUGCAGCAGGAGCAGCUGCAGCAGGAGCAGCUGGGGCAGGAGCAGCUGGGGCAGGAGCAGCUGGGGCAGGAGCAGCUGCGGCAGGAACAGCUGCGGAGUGUUGUGUGUCUGCAUGUGUGCAUGGGUGUAUGCUUGCAUGUGUGCAUGCGUGCAUGAGUGCAUGGGUGCAUGCUUGUAUGUGUGUAUGCGUGCAUGCUUGCAUGUGUGCCUGUCUGGAUGUGUGCAUGCGUGCAUGUGUGGAUGUGUGGAUGUGUGCAUGUGUGGAUGUGUGCAUGUGGGCUGGCAUGGGAAGGGGGGAUGGUGGCUAGGUCGUUUGUUUGGGCUGACGGGGGGAUGUGGAGAGGGCUGGUCCUGGGGGAUAGCGAGGGGGUUUGCAUCAGCGGGUAUGGCCAAGGAGUGUAGCUGAGUUUUUGGUGACAAAUUGAAUUGUUGGAUUCCGUGUGUUGAGCUUGAGACAUCGUAUUGGAUUGGAUCGUUUCUUGUAACUUCCUUCGUGGUAUGAAUGUUGAGCUGCCUUG